AUGAAAGGCAUCUGGUCAGCUUGUCAACAAGAUAAAAGCUUCUUCCUCACCGGCCCUAAAGCUAGUGCCUAUAGAAUCAACAGAUUAAGAGAUUGCACAGGAUUUAUGGACAAGAGCUUCCCUUUCACUUAUCUUGGUUGUCCAAUAUAUGCUGGAAGGAAAAAGAUAUGUUUCUUUGAUAACAUGGUUACCAAAGUUGUUAAGAGACUGAAUAGAUGGCAAGGUAAAACGUUAACCUAUGGUGGCAGAGAGGUUCUUAUCAAGAGUAUUUUACAGUUUUUGCCCACUUACUCGCUUACUGAUCUAAACCCUCCCAAAGGCACUUUGAACCUUAUUGAAAAACACAUGGCUAGGUUCCUUUGGGGAACAACUGGGGGGAAAAAAUUAUCACUGGAGCUCCUGGAAAAACUUGUGCUUUCCUAA
This is a messenger RNA of Nicotiana attenuata, 423 nucleotides long. RefSeq lists its product as uncharacterized. The record is from RefSeq and is a predicted model, not a curated record. Lineage: Eukaryota; Viridiplantae; Streptophyta; Magnoliopsida; Solanales; Solanaceae. The transcript has a single exon. The coding region runs from base 1 to 423 and encodes 140 amino acids.